AUGGAUACUGAAGAAGUUGCUUGUAAUGCCACAGGGGCCGGGGUGGGCAAGCAGAAGAUUGCACUUCCCAUCAUUAGUGUGAAGGUCCGUGGGCAAGUUCAAACCAAAUUUGUUGAAACAUACGCUCUUUUAGAUAGUGGCUCAACUCAAAGUUUCUGUUCAGAAGAGUUAACGAGGUCAUUGAACUUGGAAUCUACAAGAAAAAUUCACAACAUUGUUUUAAACACACUUGGUCACCAAAAGAGAGUAUUCAGUAAAUCUGUAAACUUGGAGGUGACAAAUGCAGAUGAAACUUUGAUAUAUGACAUGACAGAUAUAUUGACUAGGCCCAAGCUAAAUAUAGGCACUGAUAAAAUUGUUACUCAGGAAGAGUUGGACAACUGGCAACAUUUGAAGGACAUAAAGUUACCAGAUGUAGAAAUUGACCAAGUGCACAUUCUUAUUGGACAAGACAUGCCAGAAUUACUCAAACCAAGAGAGAUCCGAGAAGGAAAGACAGGAAUGCCAUAUGCAGUGAGAACAGCACUGGGAUGGACAAUCAAUGGUCCAAUUGGAGAAAGGUCAAGAGAAAAUGUUUCAAGUUAUUUUGUGAACACUUCCAAUGAACCCCAGGACCAGAUCAAGAACUUGUGCCAGCUAGAUGGACAUGAUGAAGAUUUUUCAGCUAUGUCUGUCAAUGACAAGAAGGUUAUGACUAUCUGGGAAAAUUCAUUGCACUUUGAUGAAGAAGAAAAACAUUACAGCAUGGACAUUCCAUUCCAAGAGCAGCCACUAAAUCUCCCAGAUAACCAGUCUGUGGCAAAUUUCCAUUUACAGUGCCUCAAAAGAAGGUUACAGAAAGACAAGUGGUUAAAAGAAAAGUAUGUUGAAAGUAUGGUAGAACUACGAGACAAAGGUUAUGCAGAAGAAGUGAAAGAGGCUUGUAGAGAUGAUGGUCAUGUUUGGUAUCUGGCCAACCAUCCAGUAUUACACGCCAGAAAACCAGACAAAUCCAAGUUAGAACACAACAUGGAAUCUUCAAGAGACCAGUGA
Messenger RNA from Lingula anatina, 1032 nucleotides. RefSeq lists its product as uncharacterized. Gene Ontology annotation, molecular function: nucleic acid binding; zinc ion binding. The record is from RefSeq and is a predicted model, not a curated record. NCBI's taxonomy places the organism in Eukaryota, Metazoa, Brachiopoda, Lingulata, Lingulida, Lingulidae.